CUAGUCGGCAUAAGUGUUUUGACAAAAUAAACGCUGCAAGUUUUACAACACCAAAUUUUGUCAAAAUAAUACAAAGAUCGGAGCACACCGUAUCCAAAAACCUUAUUCAUAGCCAGCCAUUUUUUAAUCGUAGAAGUAUGGUAAUACUAGGAGAGUAGUCCAUAAAUUGGACUAUAGGAUUCACUCUUUUUAGAUUGAAUGUCCUAUUUAUAGUGUACCAAGAAACAUUCAGUUCAACGAAAUAUCCAGUUCCAACCUCAUGGCGCCAGGGCAAAUACUAGGGAGUUGCAAUGCCCGAGCCACCACGUUGAGCAAACAAUGCGAUUGCCACUAUGCAAUCGUCCUCGGUCAAUUAUACCGGAUGGCUCCCGAUAAGGAGCGAGGUGCAGACCACGUCCCAGACCAAAGUUGAGAAGCCCGUCAGUCGAUUCCUUCGAUGUCGGCGACAUGUUGGCAAGCUUGAACCGGAUCACUGGCCUUCCCGCCGAACUGCUGGAUCUCUACGGGCUGGUGGUUCACUUUCUGCUGAGGGGAGAGACCACACUGGUGUACUACAAUCCCGCAGGACUCGACUGCAGUUGGGGGGUCCUGUGGCAGCGGAACCUGACUGUCCAUCCGCAGAUCGUGUGGCAGCGCAACUAUUCAUACCCGGACCUUUACGAUCAGUUCAAUGCGGAGCUCUUUGUGCUGGCUUGCUUGCCGAUGGACUCCACAGCUGCAAUUCAACUAGAAACCCUAGCCAAUAGCCUAAGCCACCUGCGUACGGUGGUUCGAUUGCUUAUCGAAGUGGCAGGUCCUGAUCAAGAAUCGCUGGCCAGGCAGUAUCUCUCGUUUUGUCUGCGCCGGAGCAUGCUGCAUGUGGAGCUGUACUUCCGGGACUACCACCACUCCCUGAUCCUCUACUCCUUCCAAGUGUUUCCCAGUUUCGAGCUGGUAAUGCGUCGGAUUUCAGGCGGUCAAGGCGUGAAAUUGUUUCUCCAUAAAUUGGAUGAUCUGAGGGGACAUCGUCUGCGUGUAAUUCCGGAUCUCUCGCCGCCUAACACCUUCUUCUAUCGCGAUGCCAGGGGCGACAACCAGGUGACCGGUUACCUGUGGGACUUCGUGGCCACUUUUGCCGGUCGGGUUAAUGCUGGUCUGGAGGUAGUUCGUCCCAGUUGGCGGGCGGGUUCGGCCUCUGAUAGUUCCUACAUGUUGGAGUACUCCGCGAAGGGCCUCAUAGACGUGGGCCUGACCACCACGCUGAUCACGAAGCGGAAUCACUGGGCCAUCCAUCAGUAUACCUAUCCGCUAUUGGUCUCCAGCUGGUGCACUAUGUUGCCGGUGGAAAAGCCAUUGGCAACUCCAGAUCUAUUUGGACGGAUCGUGUGUCCAGCGUUGGCGAUGACCCUGCUACUCAUCAUCCUCGUAACCUGGCUGGUGUUCAGGCAUCUGCGUUGCCUGGCACGUUGGAAGAACUCAAGACCGGCGCGGAUCGUGCCCCACCUGCUGGCCCUGCUCCUGCUGACCACCUGCAGUGCCCAACUGCUAUCGCUCCUGAUCUUCCCGCCCUACCACGUGAGAAUAGCCAGCUUUGAGGAUCUGCUUCGCGGUGACCAGAAGAUCCUGGGCAUGCGAAACGAGUUCUACGACUUGGAUGGGGCUUUCCGGGCGCGGUAUGCAGGCGUAUUUCACCUGAUUGACGAUCCCAACGAGCUGUACGAUCUGCGCAACCACUUCAACACAACGUGGGCCUACACCAUGGCCUACAUAAAGUGGCUGGUGAUUAAAACCCAGCAGCGACACUUUUCCAAACCGGUUUUCCGUUGGUCUAAGGAUCUCUGCUUCUUCGACUUCAUGCCCACCAGCGUUAUUGUGGCCCCCGAUUCGAUUUACUGGGAGUCCUUAAAGGACUUCACCUUUCGUAUCCACCAAGCAGGUCUAAUGAAGCACUGGGUCCGAAAGAGCUUCUACGAUAUGGUCAAGUCCGGCAAGAUGAGCAUUAAGGACUAUAGCGAUCUGGAGACUAUUAAGCCCCUGAAUAUCCGGGACUUGGAUAUCGUCUGGCGGGUCUGUGGAGCAGCUAUCGCAGUGGCCUCUGCGAUUUUCCUGAUGGAGCUUUUGUAUUUUUACAUCAACGUGUUUCUCAAUAGCUUGUAAGGUAUU
This is a messenger RNA of Drosophila simulans, 2142 nucleotides long. RefSeq lists its product as uncharacterized. The record is from RefSeq and is a predicted model, not a curated record. The transcript has a single exon. NCBI's taxonomy places the organism in Eukaryota, Metazoa, Arthropoda, Insecta, Diptera, Drosophilidae. The coding region runs from base 448 to 2136 and encodes 562 amino acids.